Lobosporangium transversale is the source of this 5183-nucleotide messenger RNA. RefSeq names its product NRDE-2, necessary for RNA interference-domain-containing protein. Lineage: Eukaryota; Fungi; Mortierellomycota; Mortierellomycetes; Mortierellales; Mortierellaceae. Bases 27 to 5030 code for a protein of 1667 amino acids. Gene Ontology annotation, molecular function: protein binding. Gene Ontology annotation, cellular component: catalytic step 2 spliceosome. The transcript has 8 exons. Gene Ontology annotation, biological process: RNA processing; regulatory ncRNA-mediated post-transcriptional gene silencing; negative regulation of RNA catabolic process. The record is from RefSeq and is a predicted model, not a curated record.
AAUUGGAACUAGGAAUAGAGGGCGUCAUGUCAGACAAUACUGCUGAUCCUGAUGCACGGUUUUCUGCAGAGGUGCUCGACAAACUCGAUUUGAGUGGGCACAAAAAUGCAGUAGAAAAGACACAGGCAUCAAUCCAAGCACAAAAACCUAAUUCGACGCAACCACCCACAUUUGAUAGUUUUCCGGAAAUACCUAUUCCCCCGGCAUCAACUUCAUCAUGGAGUAUCCCAACAUUUGCGUCUUUCCCGGUUGAGAGCUUGCCGCUCCUUCGUGCUCCUCCCUUAGUUAGCGAAGCUAUUCAGUUUUCAUCAAACAGUGACAGGAACUACGAAUACAAAGGCUCCAAUGAACUUAAAUCUAAAGAUAAGAAAAGAGCAAAGAAAGAAGAAAAGGAACAUGGUCGCAUUUACGAUCAUCGUCGACUUGGCAGUAGUGAUGCCUAUAGAGCUAGUAAACAGGAUAAUGACAGAUCAAGAGACAAAGAUCAUAGAAAGCUACCAGCUCAUGACGACCAUAUAAAGCAAGAUGCUAAUUGGGAACAUGAGCGGAGACGGGAACGACCGAAAAAAGGAAAACGACUUAGCGAAAGCAAGAGUCCCGAUAGGCUGCUUGAGAGUCACCGCGAUAGAAGCGAACGACUGAGUCGUGGUGACUCCCAUAUUGAUCGAGAGCGGCGGAAAGAAGGAAAACCCAGUAGAAGCAGAAGUAGAAGUAAGAGUAGAGAAAGAUCUUCUCGGAGGGAUAGGGACCACAAUACCCAGAAGGAACAUGAUCAUCAUGAUAGUCGCGAGCAAAAGAGGAGUAGUAAUCGCAAUGAUCGCAGAAGAGACAGCUCUAGGGACCGAUAUAAUGAUCGACAUAGUGGGAGCCAAUUGAAAAAACACCAUGGCGAUGACCGUAAUAUUACGCAAGUUUGGGACCAAUAUUGGGAACAGGACCGCCACCGUACAAAGCAGCAUUCUACUAUGCACAGAUCAGACGAACCUUUGCGUAAGAACCUUGAUCAUAAAAGAAGACGGUGUGAGGAGGAAGAAGCGAAGGAUGAUUAUGACAAUUCGUGGACUAGCCGCAGUAAGCGAGAUCGUCGGCUAGAACAAGGAACAGGCAGUGAAAUACCGAUCUCAGUAUACCCAUCCUCUUCGACAUGGCAGCGUAGCGGCACUUCUGAAGAAAAGAACAAACCAGGUACAUGGGUUAUAGAUGUUCGUGGUGACCAGGAUUUCUUUCGUUAUGGUGGCAUCAACCCCCGGACAAUACCAAAAUACAACCGUGCAGGAGGUGGUCGAGUAUUAGGAAUGCCAUCAGAUAUACUGAUAGAUUACGAGAAGACUAAAGCGCAAGGCGGGAAAUUCAUUGUUUUUAAAACGAAGAAAAAGAGCACUAAAACUAAGCGCUAUGUUGAUCCCCAUGCGACGUGGCGCGAUCAGAGUAAGGAAUACAAAAGAAUUUCACGAGCAAAGGCUGAAGAGCUGGCGAAGUUAUCAAACAUAGUGUGCGAAGAUUCAUCAUUCAUAUCGCUUGAUAUUCGGUCGAGGAGCAGUAAGAGGUUGCAUUCAUCAGAUCGGAGCGAUAGUGAGAAUACAAGCGGCGAGAUCGAUAGUGACAAUGAACUAGGAAUUUCAGGGAAAAAAAAGGUUGAUUACAGAGAUAUCCAUGGUAAAUCUGUUUACAAGGAAGAGGAUGAGGACUUAAUGCAGACUACAAGUGACCAGGAAGAAGAAGGCGCAGAGAGCGCGCUGGACGUACUCAGAAGACGCAGGAUGAUGGUUGACGCAGAGUUGCGCAAAGAUCCAAAACAACCCAGCAAAUGGCUAGAGUUUAUUGCCCUCGAGGAUGAAAUCGACCUAGUCUCGAAUCGGCGUUCAACAGCCAAAGUUGGAGCCCAUUCCACCAGUCAUUUUGAGGUAAAGCUUAGUAUUUUUGAACGUGCUUUGCUGUCCAAUCCAACAAACGAGCGUUUGUUAUUGGAAUACAUGAACACGUGUCGACAAUGCUGGGAAUCUGCCAAAGUCCUGUCAAAAUGGGAUGAGCUCUUGCAGUCAAAUCAGAUCCAAACAGCUUGGCCAGGCCUGUGGAUUGAAUAUCUGGAUUAUCGACAGCGACAUUUCUUGAGUUUCUCAGUCAAGAGUUUUGUGCGCGUUUUGGGGGAAGGAUUGGAGCGUUUAGGGCAACUAGCGAGAUCGACUUGGAUGGCUAUACAGCGGUCGCCUGAAGAGAAUGCAGAACUAGGAAUACAGCUUGUUAAGGUUGAGUCGGUCAUGGUUCAUAUCAUGGCUCGAGCAUGGACAUUCUUAAAAGAAGCAGGAUAUGUUGAGCGAGCUCAAGGCAUCAUUCAAGGCCAGAUAGAAUUUUUAUUCAAUAUGCCGCCCAGUCUGGCGACAGAAUCAUGGCGAGUUCAGAUCAGGAGCCUAGAAGAAUUUUGGGAUUCUGAGUUACCGCGUUUUGGAGAAAAGGAUGCAAAGGGAUGGAACCACUAUGUUACUGAGGAGGAUGAAGUAGCAGUGGAAGGCUUGCUUGAAUCCGUAAAACUACCUUCACUAAAUGCCCCUACUGAUGAGUUGAUCAAAGCGUUCGCCGACAAUAAUGUUGAUCGCUAUCAUUAUACUCGUUGGGCGAGUCUUGAGAGAGAGCUUUCCACCCUCUGCUGGUUCCCUAUACGAACCACAGAGGAGCUACCGGAUCAGUUAGAGGAUGAUCCUUACGGGAUCAUCAUAUUUGAUGACAUUCGACCCUUUAUUUCUUCACUUUACUCCCCUGAGGCCCGCCAACAGUAUAUAGAAUGUGUAUUUAAUUUUCUUGGCAUACCUAUUAACUCGUCUAUUGGGUCAAAUGGGCCACAGACACUAUCAAGUUCAUCGGUAUCAAAUCCUGAUUCUUACUCAAAACAAUCGAUAACGAACGUCAAUAACAUCAGCACCUAUAAUCCUUUUUUCCACGACAGUUUAUUGCUGAACUUGGGCAUGAAUAUCCAGUCUACAUUAGCCUCCAACGAGGGCCUAAGAAGGUUCUUUCCCGAAUUUGACGAUCAUGCAAAGUUGGUAGAGUGCAUUCUCAGGGACAUUGCGCGGGAAUAUAACUUUCAAGAACCAAUGAGAAAAGGGGAGCAACAAAAUUGGGACUAUGUCUGGAACUUGCCAUUGAGGUUAUUUCCUCAGAGUGCGGACACGCUAUUCGGAAACAUUAAUCAAACACUGGAGCCAGAAAAGAUGGAGAAAACUCGAUAUCGAUGGGCCACUGUGAGUAGCAACGAAGAGAUACAGACAACAAACAAGCUUUUUAUCCGACGUUCACUUCAGCAGCUAAUAGAGGUCGUCCCAUUAUCCAAGAGCCAGCGGCGUAAUCUCUCGCUUUAUCAUAUGAUGUAUGAGACCUUGGAUACAAUGUCUGCAGUCAAAAGCCAGAAGCUAGCCAAGAAAUAUUUGAAGAAUGACAGAAUGGAUCUUGAUUUGUGGAACGCAUAUGCUCAAGCAGAAAGGGCACUUGGCCGUAUUUCUGAGGCUCGAAAAAUAUAUUCAACUGUCUUAUCAAUGUACCAAUCUUUUCCGAUAAAUAUCCAAGCAAGAGUGCCUCUAAUUUACCGUUAUUUCGCAGAGUUAGAAUGGGAACAAGAUCGACCUGGUGCUGCGCUGGGAAUCCUUGUGGCAUUUGCAGAAGGAACUUCAGUAACCGUCCCGGAGGAUUCACAAGAUGAUAUUCCAGUGCCUAACCCAACGAGGCUGAUCAAAGCACGUCAGUUUUAUGCUCAAAAGGUGGCACAGCUCAAUUUGCGUCGCCCUUCUAUUAUGGCACAAAACAAUCCAAUAAAUGCACAGAAAGAGUCAAUCGGUGGUCAGUGGUUUGAGCCUGCUUUAGACCUAGUCGUCUGUUUUGCAUGGUUCGAAUACCUCUCUGCCACAACUGGCGCAGCAGCGGUAGGCUCGGGUUUACAGUCUGGUAUCAGGGUUUUUGAAAACACGAUCCACGAGCUGGACUUACGAAACCCAGACAGUGAAAUUGAGGUGCCCAUCGUAUCUUCGCAAGAUGAGACAGAAAAACGGAAACAAAGGCAGCAACCUCUAUUCUAUUCAUCUCUCGCAAUAUUUGCGGAUGCUCUAAAGGCCGAAAAGACAACCGUAACAAAAAAGAUUUGUACAAGUGUUGAAGCAGAAAUGGUAUGGAUUCAGCUUACGAAAAUGGUUUAUCUUCAUUCCCAAAAAGGCAUGGGUAGCACAUCCAAGCAUAAUACCUCAUCGCCAUUAUAUCGCGGUAAAAUUGUUGGAGGCAGGAGUGACGGAGCAGGGUUCCAGCCUCGUGACUUGCGCCGAGUAGUUCAAGAGGGUUUAAAACGAUUUCCGAACUGUAGCAUUCUACAGUCGCUAUUUUUCUGGUCCGAGACAAAGCAACGAUUGCAUGGUCGCGUUCGCACAUGGGUUAAUGAACAGUUGGCUGGCCGGCAGUACCACAAUUGUAAUAAUGGAUCUCCCGUUAGUAAGGCGCCGAUGUGGGUUUUUGGCAUAUAUUAUGAACUAUGGAAUCAAGAGCCAUACAAUCCCAGUGUUGUACGUUCUAUUCUAGAAGCGGCUCUUGAAUCGGCUUCGAAAUCAUCAUCAGCCACUUUCAACUCGAGUCCAAGCCUAUGGCUAAUUUAUAUAGAGCUCGAACUGCGGGAGAGUGCUCGACAAGCUAAACCCUCAUCAGCAUUAUCAUCAAAAUCAACAAUCGACACUGUCACUCCAGAAAAAACUGAAACAAAUAUGCGAGUGAAGCAGCUUCUGUUGCGUGCGUUGAACGAUUGUCCUUGGAGCAAGGAUCUUUAUAUGCUUGCGUUUGAGCCGAGACUACGAAGAUUAUUUUCACUAGAUGAGCUAGAUCAAUUGUAUGAGACCAUGCUGGAAAAGGAGAUUCGUUUGCGCAACGAGAUCCCAGAGCGAGAAGGAAAGCAAGCUCAAGAUUCCAAAGACCAUCAGGCAUGGGAAAAAGAAGAUCCUUCUCGUGAUGAUAAUAGUGAUUCUGGGGAAGAAGGACAGGAUAUCAAGAUGAGAGAUGGAUGAGAGUAGGUAGUAUAAAAUGUUCAUUUAAUACAGUAGAUAUUGUCUGACCUUUGUGAGAGAAGCUCAGCUACUAUUAAUUCUUCACUUUGAAGUGAUAGAUAAUAGUUGUUUUUAUUGCUUAAUGAAUGUAUACUGCGUAAAAAAAGGGAAUGG